UUAUCACAAACCACAGCCUCGCCUCAAACUCGCAUUACAACCACAGCCUCUCACUCCCCUCUCUCCCCCUCUCCCCCUCUCGAAACAUACACGAUACAAACGCACACAUACAUGGAGUCUCGCCAAUCAUAACGCCCAAUGCCAUACUUUAAAACGAGCCAAGAAUGGCUCGACCUCUCCGUCGCUCUCCUUGAGGCUCGGCCCUCCCAGACCCGCGUCACCGCAAAAUACUCCAUCAAGCCCGUCAAACCCCGCAAAGCAGCAGACCCCAGCUCUACCUCCGCCGACGAAUCCUCCUCCCCCUCGGACCCGAAACCCCCCCGCGGCAGCCUCGUCCUCAAGACCUACGACCCCGUCAGCGGCGUCGCACUCAAGUACCGCACCACAAAGGCCGCAGAGGUCACGCGCCUCAUGUACGCCGCCAUGGGCCGCCUGGGCAGGGCGCAGGCUGGCGUGCAGGACGUUCCCGAGGAGACGAUGCAGGAUGCUGAUGCGGUCGAGACGCCGCAGGGAGAGCAGACGCCGACGCAGCAACAGCAGCAGCAGGGUGCGGCUGGAGGUGGUGGGGGUGGGAAGAAGAAGAAGAAGGGCAAGAAAUGAAUAUCAAGUGGAAUUGAAUAGACAAUGGAUAGCUUUUGGUUUGAUAUGGUGGGCGGGUGUGAGCAUGAAUGCGGAUACCAAAAUAUACUCUGCAAUUUGCGUGUGGAAAGCACAACCUCUGGAUAUCACAG
Messenger RNA from Trichoderma harzianum CBS 226.95, 731 nucleotides. RefSeq lists its product as hypothetical. The record is from RefSeq and is a predicted model, not a curated record. NCBI's taxonomy places the organism in Eukaryota, Fungi, Ascomycota, Sordariomycetes, Hypocreales, Hypocreaceae. The transcript is spliced from 2 exons. Gene Ontology annotation, biological process: SRP-dependent cotranslational protein targeting to membrane. Bases 139 to 600 code for a protein of 153 amino acids. Gene Ontology annotation, cellular component: signal recognition particle, endoplasmic reticulum targeting.